UGUGGAAACUCUAGUCCUCCCUGCAUUGACGGUUCCUCCUGGAGGUUUGAGAGCACUGUGCAGGUUGGCAAACUGCAGGACCUUAUCAACCGAAGUAAGAUGGCGAGGUGUAGAGGACGAUUUGUUUGCCCAGUCAUUCUAUACAAGGGAAAGCAUAUUUGCAGAUCAGCAACACUGGCUGGCUGGGGAGAGCUCUAUGGGCGCACUGGCUACAACUAUAUCUUCUCAGGAGGUUCUGAUGAUGCUUGGGCAGAUGCAGAAGACAUUUCAGAGGAAGAUUCUGCACUUAGAAAUGCAGACUCCCAGCUGUUUGACAAGGUCAGAGGGCACGACAUCAAGCUGCUUCGAUACCUGUCUGUCCGAUAUAUCUGUGACCUGAUGGUGGAAAACAAGAAGGUGAAGUUUGGCUUGAAUGUGACGUCUUCUGAGAAGGUGGACAAAGCUCAACGUUAUGCUGACUUCACGCUUCUCUCCAUCCCAUAUCCAGGCUGUGAAUUUUUUAAGGAGUACAAAGACCGGGAUUAUACAGCUGAAGGUCUCAUAUUUAACUGGAAACAGGAUUAUGUAGAUGCUCCAUUAAGUAUCCCGGUCUCUCUGACCCAAUCUCUGAAUAUUGAUUGGAGCGAGUACCAGAGCUGGGACCUUGUGCAGCAGACACAGAACUACCUGAAGCUGCUGAUCUCCAUCAUCAAUAGUGAUGAUGACAGCGGGCUCCUGGUGCACUGUAUAUCCGGCUGGGAUCGAACUCCUCUAUUCAUCUCCUUAUUGCGCCUCUCCUUAUGGGCUGAUGGGCUGAUCCACGUGUCCCUGGAGCCGUCUGAGAUUCUGUACCUGACAGUGGCCUACGACUGGUUUCUCUUUGGGCACAUGUUAGUCGAUCGACUCAGUAAAGGAGAAGAGAUUUUCUUUUUCUGCUUCAAUUUUCUGAAGCACAUCACCUCUGAGGAGUUCUCUGCUGUGAAGUCGCAGAGAAGGAAGAGUUUGCCACCUGGCUUCACCCUGGAAGAGAUCUGCAUGCUCAAGCAGAGAGACCGAGGCAGCACCACAAGUCUGAGCAGCGACUUCUCCCUGGGGAUGGAAAGUUCCCCUGGAGCAGCUGGGAGCUUCACCUAUGAAGCAGUGGAGCUGAUGCCAGCAGGAGCACAGGCUCAAGCAGCAUGGAGGAAGAGCUGUGCAUCAUCACCACAAGCCGUGCUCUGGAGCAGGUCGCAGCAGUCUGAAGAUAGGCUUCCUUCUGCAGGGAUGGUUGAAGUCAAGUCCUCCAGCUCCUCCUCAUCAACCCAUUCUGAUAACUUCCUGAGGAUUGGAAGCAGCCCACUGGAAGUGCCCAGAUCCAGAUCGGCGGACCAUUCUCUGCCCGGAUCUUCCGUUUCCACAGACUUUGGCAGCUGGCAGAUGGUGACAGGGUGUGGCAGUAUUCGGGAGCAGGCAAUCCUGAGCACAGACGCCUCUCUCCCUUGCAGCUUCCCGGAUGAGUUCCCUAGCACUUGCCUGUAAGUGUCUCAAACGCAGGAUCUCUCCUUGGGUCUCUCGGCUGGCUGCGAGAGCUGGAAAUGUAUCACCCUGGCACUUUCAAAGAAGCCCCGGGAGCCUAUAACAAGCUGUCCCAUCUUCCCUGCCUUGAUGCUUUCCAUCCACAAAUUGAGUCACUGAGCACUCUUUGCUUAUGCUGAACUCAGAAACCGCCGUUUUCUCUGCCUAAUGACAGGGGGGCACUUUGCUUUCUGUAGGAAGCAGAGGCUUUUCUCUCUUCCCUGAAGAUGCUGAAUUUGGGCAUAAUUGAGUGCAUUUGAGGAUGCAUGCUUGUCAGGACAGGACUGGUAACCCAGAUUUUCUUGCUUUUGGAUGUUGCUUGUGACACCAUCACCCUGCUGGGUUCAGAUUCUUGCUGCAGUAAGAGAGGGGCUUUCCUUCUGUCACCCCAAUUUUUGCCUGACCAGGCGCAGCAUCAUUUGCAGGUGCUGUAUCUGGCCAGCGCAGAGCAGCGGAGACCCUGCAUCUUGCUGUAAAAUGGCUGGGAGGCAAAUGUUCCUCCUCAUGUAGAAAGCUACUUCUGUAGAAGCUUGAAAGACAGGAGAUGUGCUUUAAUCGCUGUUAGAGGAGUACCUUGGCUUGUGCCUUCAGGCUGCAAACUCUCAAUCAAGAAACUGAAAUGGCAGAUCAGGGGCUGCUGCUAGCUAGCUGUGCUGGAGCUGGUCUGCCAAAUGCUUGCCAUCCCUUACCGAGGUCUGGAUAUGUGCUUUGGAGGCAGAGGGCAAGCGACGUGAAAACUGACAUCUCAUAGGAGACAGGCUUGCUGCCCUGGAUCGCCUUCCCACGUGGCUGUGUGCUGUGCUGCCGAGCAGAGCAGCCGCUCCCAAGAUAUGAUUAAGCUACAAGACCCAUGAAUUGGCAGAUCGAAGAAUUGCGAGGGAUGUUGGACGUGACCUGGCUGGGAUUUGCUCUCCUCCUUUCACGAGGACACACUGUGCUGCUUCUGUAGUUGUUUGGAGAUCGCUGAAGGAGUAGAAAGGACUGAAGGAUGG
Molecule: messenger RNA, 2525 nt
Organism: Egretta garzetta (little egret)
Lineage: Eukaryota; Metazoa; Chordata; Aves; Pelecaniformes; Ardeidae
Gene: MTMR14
Product: myotubularin related protein 14
Exons: 17
Coding region: 100-1497 (465 amino acids)
Biological process (GO): dephosphorylation
Molecular function (GO): phosphatidylinositol-3-phosphate phosphatase activity
Source: RefSeq, a predicted model, not a curated record